GACUCCAUUUCCCAGAAAGCUCAGCGUGUGCUCUUUGUAGCGUGGGCUAUGGAUCCACUGGUCUCAGAGCUCAAGCAAAAGGUUGAAGACACGUUGUGUCCUUUUGGCUUCGAGGUUUAUCCCUUUCAGUACUCGGGAGGCUGCAGCAGGAGGAUGACUGAAAGUUCGAAGCUCGAGAUAUUUUGAGACAUUAGGUAAAAGAGAUCAUACUCGUGGCUUGGUACAAUGAACUCCUGCCUUCAACCUUCCACCUACCCCUUCCAGGACCUACUCUGGCCUUCCUAGUACUCAGCACACCUGCCAUGUUUGACCGGGCCCUCAAACCAUUCAUACAGAGCUGCCACCUCCAACCACUGACCGACCCGGUGGAUCAGUGUGUGGCCUACCACCUGAGGCGUGUUACAGAGAGCCUCCCAGAGCUGCAGGUAGAAGUCAUUGCUGACUAUGAGCUACACCCUAAUCGGCGUCCUAAGAUCCUGGCCCAGACAGCAGCCCAUGUGGCAGGGGCUGCAUACUACUAUCGACGACAAGACGUGGAGGCUGACCCGUGGGGGUCCCAGCACAUAGCAGGUGUGUGCAUACACCCUCGAUUUGGAGGUUGGUUUGCCAUCAGAGGGGUGGUGUUGCUGCCAGGGGUCGAAGUACCAGAUCUACUGCGCAGAAAGCCCCCUGACUGUGUGCCUUCAAGAGCUGACAGAAUUAACCUGCUUGAAAGCUUCAAUUUCCAUUGGCAAGACUGGACUUAUCGGGAUGCUGUGGCACCCCAGGAGCGGUACUCAGAAGAACAGAAGGCUUACUUUUCCACACCACCUGCUGAACGCCUGGCCCUAUUAGGCUUAGUCCAGCCCUCCAAGGAGCCCAGUACACCUCCUGAAAUUCCCUUGACCAAACUUGAGAAGCCAAGAGGCAGAAGCUGGCUUAGUCCCAGUGCCUCACCACCUGCAUCCCCUGGCCCUUAGUAUCACUCUCUGUAGGACCCCACUUAUAGUGGUACUUGCCAGGACUUAAAUGGCUUUGGCACAGCAAGGUUUUAUUUCCUACAGGAAAUAACUCCUUCGGUUAAAGAAAUCUUUUACGAAUAAAGCUUAAGGCGCUGGGGAUUUAGCUCAGCAGCAUAAGCGCCUGCCUUGCAAGCAGGCAGUUAUGAGUUCGAUCCCUGGUACCGAUAAAAAAGGAAAAAAAGAAAAAGCUUAAAUUGUAAAGACAAGUCAAAGAACCCUCACCUGCCUUGGACUAUGGAUGGGACUGUAAGUCUUUGUAGUACUCCCAAGGUUAACUACUAGUUAAGACCCUAAGGGGCUAACUAGUGACCACUUAAGUUGUGAAGACUGAAUAAAUGGCAUCUAAAACAUGCUGAAACAGAUAGUAAAA
Cavia porcellus (domestic guinea pig) is the source of this 1371-nucleotide messenger RNA. RefSeq names its product metabolism of cobalamin associated C (gene Mmachc). Gene Ontology annotation, molecular function: FAD binding; cyanocobalamin reductase (cyanide-eliminating) (NADP+) activity; demethylase activity. Gene Ontology annotation, biological process: cobalamin metabolic process. The record is from RefSeq and is a predicted model, not a curated record. Gene Ontology annotation, cellular component: cytoplasm. Bases 303 to 959 code for a protein of 218 amino acids. NCBI's taxonomy places the organism in Eukaryota, Metazoa, Chordata, Mammalia, Rodentia, Caviidae. The transcript has 5 exons.